UUAUGAGAUCUCGAAAAGUAACUAUAGUUGGGCAAACAUUUUCGCUUAGAACGCACUUAGUUAAUAACGCUAAAAUGGACCUGAAAUCUAGAAUGAUGGAAAUGAAAACCACUUACGAUCCCGUGGAAAAGGAAUGGAGGGGUCCGGAAAAGAAAAGACUAUUCAAUGAUGAAAUGUCGGUGGGAGAAGUGGCUCUGUAUAUAAUGCGUGGUAAAAAUCCUGAGGAUAUUAUGCAGAUAUCUGAUACUGAAGGUUCCAGCAUGACCUAUGGUGAGGCUUUAACUUCGGCCAUACGUAUAGCUCAACAUUUUAAGAAAAUGCAAUUGACUGCUGAUGAUGUGGUGGGCAUAUUUGCUCCCAAUACUCUUUAUGUGACUCCAGUAGCCCUGGCCGCUUGGUUUAAUGGCACUCCUUUUCAGGCCACAAAUUAUACUUUUGAAACAAGUGUGAUUGAACACAUUUAUGGGUUUAUCCGGCCCAAGGUAAUAUUUUGCGAUGGCCAGUUUUACGAAAAGGUGAAAACAGCUUCGGAAUCUUUUAAGCCCUUGAUAUAUACUUUGUGUAAUCAUUUGGAUAAUGUGCCUAAAGUGGAGGAUCUAUUAGAGCCCACCGUUUCGGAACAUUUUUAUUUGGCCCAACCUUUGACUUAUGGUCCCUCCCAAACUAUGGCCAUUAUGGUUUCGUCUGGUACCACUGGUUUACCAAAAGGUGUGUGUGUUUCUAAUAAAACCUGUGUAGCGGAUUUUGGUUUCUCCAAUGGUUCAUCUACCAUAUUUUCCACCAGUACCAUAGAUUGGUCCACCGGUCUAUUUACCUUUAUUGCCAAUGUUCUAGUGGGUGGCAGAAGAAUUUUAACCACUAAAACUUUAACCCCCGAGUAUUUACUCGAACUUAUUGUUAAAUAUAAAAUCAACUUUUUGGCCACCAACCCAGAAAUAAUGCUGCAAUUAAGCCUUUUACCCAAUUACUCGCCCCAGACCAUGCAAAGUAUACGUUUGAUUUUUAUGACUGGCGCUUUUUGUUCGGAAGCUACUCUGAAACGUAUACGUUCUGCCUUAAGCAUGGGUGUUUUGGUGUAUGUCUAUGGCAGCACUGAAUUUGGUGGUAUUGUGGGUAAUUUAGCCGAUUAUAAAGCUAAAUCGGUAGGUAAAGUUAUACACAAUGUUAAGGUGAAGAUUAUAGAUCGUGCGACAGGGGAACGUUUGGGUCCCAAUCAAAUUGGUGAAAUAUGUGCCAGUCAUGGUAGUCGUUGGUUGGGUUAUUAUAAAAAUCCUGAGGCCUCAGAGAACAUGAUUGAUUCGGAAGAUUUUAUUCAUACCGGCGAUUUGGGUUAUAUGGAUGAUGAGCAUUAUUUGUUUUUAACCGGUCGCUGUAAAGAUAUUAUGAAAUUUAAGGGUUUUCAAUAUUCUCCUCAAGUAAUUGAGGAUUUUAUUUUAGAAAUUCCCGAUGUUAUAGAUGCGUGUGUAUUUGGUGUAUUCGAUGAAUUGAAAUAUGAUGUUCCGGCAGCAGCGGUAGUCAAGUGUGAAGGCAGUUCUUUGACUGCGGAAGAGAUAAUGGAAUAUGUACGCAAUAAAUCGGAGGUGCCACACAAACAAAUACAUUAUGGUGUGUUCUUUGUCAAGGAAUUACCCCGUAAUCAUAAUGGCAAAUUGUUAAGAAAUAAAAUUAAAGAUAUAUGUUUGGCCCUGGAGAAGGAGGGUAAGGGAAAGUAGAUGUUAUUGUGAAAACCAAUAAAAGCAACAAAUUGAAAUGUAAAAUCUGUAUAAAAUAAAAUCAAUUUUUUAUA
Lucilia sericata (common green bottle fly) is the source of this 1786-nucleotide messenger RNA. Its product is annotated as probable 4-coumarate--CoA ligase 3. The transcript is spliced from 3 exons. Bases 3 to 1712 code for a protein of 569 amino acids. The record is from RefSeq and is a predicted model, not a curated record. Gene Ontology annotation, molecular function: long-chain fatty acid-CoA ligase activity. Gene Ontology annotation, biological process: long-chain fatty acid metabolic process; fatty-acyl-CoA biosynthetic process. Lineage: Eukaryota; Metazoa; Arthropoda; Insecta; Diptera; Calliphoridae.